UCGAUAUUAAAACAUCGCAAGCUCGGCCACACUCAGCACGGCACGUCACAGUUUAAUUUGUUAUUUAUUUAUUUAUUUUUCUUUGCCAACAGUCAAACGACACAACAAGAUGAGUGCAUUAUUCAAUUUCCAAAGCUUAUUGUCGGUCAUUCUGCUGCUGAUAUGCACCUGCGCCUAUUUGCGCUCGCUCUUUCCCAGCAUCAUUGAUCGCAACAAGACGGGACUACUGGGCACAUUCUGGAAGCUGGCGCGCAUUGGGGAACGCAAAUCGCCGUGGGUUGGUGCCGCCUGCCUGAUAAUGGCUUUUACUGUGCUCUUUUGGAGCUAAAAUAAAUGGUGGAUUGAAUGGCAACAAAUAGUUUUAAGAGCA
Molecule: messenger RNA, 370 nt
Organism: Drosophila virilis
Lineage: Eukaryota; Metazoa; Arthropoda; Insecta; Diptera; Drosophilidae
Gene: ksh
Product: transmembrane protein 167A-like protein ksh
Biological process (GO): protein secretion; intracellular transport
Source: RefSeq, a predicted model, not a curated record